Molecule: messenger RNA, 4054 nt
Organism: Ochlerotatus camptorhynchus
Lineage: Eukaryota; Metazoa; Arthropoda; Insecta; Diptera; Culicidae
Product: mucin-2-like
Exons: 5
Coding region: 161-4006 (1281 amino acids)
Source: RefSeq, a predicted model, not a curated record
AAGAACGACUACACAACGAUUGUGACUGGUCGGUUUAAGGCCUGACGGAGAAGAACAACAAGAAGAAUUAACAGCAGCAUCAGAGGAAAAGCCAUCAACGGCAAUCAGUGGAUUUAGUGGAAAAAGAAGUUCUUGGACGGUGGCUGUAGAUGAAUAAUUAAUGUUCAAAAUGGGGCACCGUGUCGACUUAAGUUUUAUUAUCCGAAUAUGGCUAGUGUUAGUUAGUAUCAAAACCAGUCAGUGUGAGAAUGCUGAACCCAGAGCAUUAGAUUUAUCAGUUCCAUGGAGACCCAUCCCGUAUCACGUGCCUCAGCAGCAGCUGAUCAGUGUAGCCAGUUUUGAUACUACCAGCAAGGAUGAACUAGUCCAUAUAGCGCAGCACAAUGCGCAUAUCCUGAAGCAAUUCAACCAGCCCAUCACCCAGUACCAGAAUCAGAACACUCAUCAGGUGCAUCCGGUGGGUGGUCAGCAACAGUACCAUCAACAAUCCCACAAACAGUCCACCCUCUAUGGAGGUCACACAUCCGGACCCAAGUACAUGACGACACCCCUCCUGUUGACCAACAUCAGUCCGGCAGGGCCGAUGCAAACGACGGCCCGCCACGCCAAGCCCUUCGGACCCAAGUCGGAUCAAGUCACCACGCUUAAUCUGGUGCACUCGCCCACGCCGAAGCACGUAACCCCGAUGGCGGGGCAUCUGGCUCCGGUCGGAGUCAAGGCAGCCAAAUUCAAUGGCCAAUUUAGGGAACCUGUCCACAAUGCACCAUCUGCACCGCACCAGAAGUCCACCAUGAACCCGCAGCAUCCCGUGAUGAACAAACUUCAAACGCACAUGGCGGUAGGCUAUCGGCAGAAGCAGCCCGUUGCCGCGACCUCGAAUCGCUUGGAACACUACGUUAACCCCAAUCAUCUCUAUGGCACCUACAUCCAAUUCGGACAGGCCUCAAGCCCCCUCCAGUCAGCGAAAUCCAAAUUCAUCAGCCAACUCGCCAGCCAUCCUAACUUUGAUGCACAGCUCAAAGGUUUACUGCAUGCUGGCGUUGGUGGUGGCUACCAGCAAACAUUUUCCCAGAUCAAGAAUCUCCAAAAGAUGAACUACUUCCAGCAGCAGAGCAAGCUGCAGCCCUACUUCAAUCACAUCCCGUCAGCCGAAAUAGAUCUCCCGAAGAAGUUGCAUUCUUCCGUCGAGAAAGAUUCAACCAAGACCCCUGUCACCCCGUCUACUCCGCUUUUCCCGCACAUCCCUCCAAGCGUCCUGACUCCAUUCUUCCAGCAGGUUCAGCAGCAGCAGCAGAACAAGUACGGCUUCAGUCUCAAGACUCAACAUCCGGCUCCCCCAGCAGCAUCUCCCAAUCCCACGCAAUACUUCCAAGAGAAGCCUCACAAGCAUCAACAUCAAUUCGACUCCCAUCAGGUCCACCCAACCCCGCUCCAACACCACGGCACCGAAUCGUUUGGAUUCACCGCUUACCAAAAUCAUCAACAACCCCCUUUCGAACACAAACCUCAUGAGGCAAUAAAAUUCAAUGAAAACAAGCACAUAUUCAACGAAAUUCGCGAUGAAUACAGCAAGAAUCUAGUCCCACCACCUCCAAGUACCCAGCAAGCAUUCAUACCCACUAUCAUCAAUCACCCAGAACCAAGCAAAGACCCCAAAGAGAUCCUCAACAAGUACAACAUCAAAUCACACUCUCCACUUCAGGACGCCAAUCGCUUCAAUUAUGAAUCAUACGCCAGACCUAGUGCUGCAUAUCAUACUCCUACGACAACUCCAAGCACGACAUUCUAUCCUUCUUCUACCUCAUCUCAAUCCCCACCAAGCACAACCCCACGCCAGCCAUUCUAUGGGCAUACAAUCACCUUCGGCGGUGAUCACAAUAGCUUCAACAGUCAGCUGAUGGUUACUCCUGUCAGCGACGACUGGAUCGGUCGAGACAAAUUCAUCACCACCGAGAAACCCAACGUUUUCAAAAACCUCUUCAGGCAACCAGAUAACGAAUACAAGCAGCACAAGCUGAUGCAUCCGAGCUACACUGGGCUACCGCCGAACAAACGGCCUUCGCCAACAACUCCCCUGUCGACAGCUGAUGCCUCCACGGAAGAACCUGUUUUCACGCACAGUUUCUUCACAAUUGAAGAUGCAAUCUCCGACCCAACGCUCAUCCCACCAAACAAUCGCAACAAGUACAAGUACACAACUGAAGCUGAAGAGAACCGACUGGAAGACUCUCAAUCGGAGAUUGUCACCAUUGGAUCAUCAUUCUUAGAUUCCCUGGAAUUGGGCACAACCACCCCGUAUCCAAUGUUCAAGGCCAAGGGCCGAAGACGCCGUCCAAAACCAUCCACUGAACAUUCGAUCGAUUCCGAUUCCACCGAAAGUCCAGCGGAGCGUCCAAACCGCAACCGAUUCCGCUUCCGGCCACGACCUACAACGGAAGCCGAAAACGAACUGAACACGACCGCUCCUCCGCCUACUUCCUUCCUUUCGGAGGAUAGUUCUCUGAAAAAAUUACGUAAGAAGCUUCCAAACAACUUCAGUCGUAAUCGAUUGCCAUCAAACAACAACCGCGACGAAUCUGAUCCAGAGCAACAUGAACACCCUGUUACGCAAAUUUCACCGGUGACGACCACCGCCGCGUUCAGUACACCAGCUUCUUUGUUCAACUUCAACAGCGACAACAACGGACUGCGAUCGCGUUUCCGUCCAAGCAGUGGAUUCGACGUCAAACCAACGCGAACGAGAUCAAAAUUCAGUGACGAUUUCGAAGAUCCAUUCAAAUCUUCUGAGAUUACUCGCGACAGCGAAAACACUCGGCUGAACUUCAAACUGCCUAACACCAAACCAAGCCUACGGCUACCGUCAUCGUCCCCAUCGUUCGGACCCAGUACGUCAUCAACCUUCACCAGUUUCACGUCAGACGAGACCAGCGGAGAAGUCAACCGAACCAAACCCGAAUUGAACCGUCCCCGCUUCAGCAUCAAAGAAUACCGAAACAAGCCCAACCGAACGAUGUCAUCCACCAGCACCACAACAGCGUUUGGAUCGUUUGAUCUUGAAGUUACAACUCAACCGGCGACGAAGCUGCGCUUCCCAACUCGGAAUCGAUUCAUGCUGAACUCUCGGCAGAACAAAACUACCGAAUCGAACGAGGUUAUCUCCCCCAGCUCGGGUUUCGGAAGCAGCAUCAUCGGCAGCAGCAGCAGCAACAACAACAACAGCACGACUACGGAAAAGUUAGCAGUGGCUAAUGAGACCACUACCACGAGGACUUCGUUCCGACCGACGGGAACCAGAAACUACAACAGGUUCACGGUGAAGAAGGCCACUACGGAGUCACCCCAGCAGCAGCCCUCGUCGACGGUUACGUCCCGAGUGGUGAACCGUGGACGGAUUCGGUUGCAGGAUACCACCACUCAAGCGACACCGAACCGCACCUCCAUCCCAGGGACCCUGAACAGCAGCACCCUGGCAAACCGUCGCCCGGCAAAGAUCAGUCUUCGGCAGCGAAUUCAAAACUACAACCGCAAGAAGGACUCGGAUGCCGUCCUCAAGGACCAGGAACAGGAAAGCAACACCCUGCUGUACUCAUCAGACGAAGUCAAAUCCGCCGACGACCUUUCGACGUUGGGCACGAUCGACACGCAGAAUCGUUACGAAGACAGUAGUAACCCAGCGCCGUCGUCAACCAGCACCAGUACUACCACGACUGAAGGCUACCGGCAUCCGGAGACGGCAAUUAUGAAAAUCUCCCCCAAAGACUCGUCGUCGCCCAACGGUUACAAUAACAACAACAACGAUGGAGAUUGGGAUCUGAACAGCGCCUCGUCCGAUUACUCCAAACGAGUCGUCGAGCUAACGCUCUCGGCUAGCAAGGACAAGGGGUUCAAGUCGGUCAACAAGGGCCUACUGUCGAGGCGGGUCCCCGGGUACUUUACCCUAGCGACCGAAGAUCCCAUUUUGCCAAUCGAGGCGUUCUUUCCACAGGUGAAGAAAGUGAGCGCGUGAGCUGUUGAGUGCGAGAUGUUGGGCGUUGAUGAUGAUUGAGCAGUGAGA